AAGAUGUCAGAAGAAGAGGAGUUUUAUCUGUUCAAGAACGCCUCCUUGGUGGGGCCGUGGGAUGGACCUCAGUACCACCUUGCCCCUGUCUGGGCCUUUCAUCUCCAGGCAGCCUUCAUGGGCUUUGUCUUCUUUGUAGGGACACCGCUCAAUGCCUCAGUGCUGGUGGCCACGAUGCGCUACAGAAAGUUGCGCCAGCCCCUUAACUACAUCCUGGUCAACAUAUCCUUUGGGGGCUUCCUCUACUGCAUCUUCUCUGUCUUCGUUGUCUUCCUUAACAGCUGCCAUGGAUACUUCUUCUUUGGCCGCUUUAUUUGUGGUCUGGAAGCUUUCAUGGGCACUGUAGCAGGUCUGGUGAUAGGCUGGUCAUUGGCAUUCCUCGCCUUGAGCGCUACAUUUGAGCGCUACAUUGUCAUCUGUAAGCCCUUCGGCAACUUCCGCUUCAGCUCCAAGCAUGCUCUGAUCGUGGUCCUGACUACCUGGACCAUUGGUAUUGGUGUCUCCAUCCCACCCUUCUUUGGCUGGAGCCGGUUCAUCCCUGAGGGCCUGCAGUGUUCCUGUGGCCCCGACUGGUACACCGUGGGCACCAAAUACCGCAGCGAGUACUACACCUGGUUCCUCUUCAUCUUCUGCUUCAUCGUGCCUCUUGCCCUCAUCUGCUUCUCCUACUCUCAGCUGCUGGGGGCCCUCAGAGCCGUUGCAGCUCAGCAGCAGGAGUCAGCAACUACCCAGAAGGCCGAGCGGGAGGUGAGCCGCAUGGUGGUGGUGAUGGUGGGCUCCUUUUGUGUGUGCUACGUGCCCUACGCUGCCCUGGCCAUGUACAUGGUCAACAACCGCAACCACGGCAUAGACUUACGGCUCGUCACCAUCCCCGCCUUCUUCUCCAAGAGCGCGUGCGUCUACAAUCCCAUCAUCUACUGCUUCAUGAAUAAGCAGUUCCGAGCUUGCAUCAUGGAGAUGGUGUGUAGGAAGCCCAUGACAGACGAAUCUGAAAUGUCCAGCUCUCAGAGAACAGAAGUUUCUACCGUCUCUUCCAGCCAAGUUGGCCCCAACUAAGGACCCCACGUUGGCCUGUUUGCAGUCUCCAGAAUUUCACAUUUAAGGUCUACUCAGGCCGCCCCAAAGGCCGUCUCAACAAUCAUCAGCUCUACUCCCAAACGGCACCUUUCACAGCACUUGGAGAAUGGAUUUCUACAGACAGGGAAACCGUAAAGGAGUAUGGCUGAUUUUUCAGUGUAUGGGUAACA
Messenger RNA from Tupaia belangeri chinensis (Chinese tree shrew), 1247 nucleotides. It is a transcript of the gene OPN1SW, whose product is annotated as opsin 1, short wave sensitive. The record is from RefSeq and is a predicted model, not a curated record. Gene Ontology annotation, cellular component: membrane. NCBI's taxonomy places the organism in Eukaryota, Metazoa, Chordata, Mammalia, Scandentia, Tupaiidae. Gene Ontology annotation, biological process: G protein-coupled receptor signaling pathway; phototransduction; visual perception. Gene Ontology annotation, molecular function: G protein-coupled receptor activity.